AUGGCCACCUACGCCCUCCCCCAGUCCCACCGGGACCAAAUGGAGAAGUCUCUCGUCGAGUCCGACCCUGAGAUCGCUCAGAUCAUGGAAAAAGAAAUCCAGCGUCAGCGUGAAUCCAUUGUCCUGAUCGCCUCGGAGAACUUCACCUCCCACGCCGUCUUCAAUGCCCUUGGCUCUCCCAUGUCCAACAAGUACUCUGAGGGUUAUCCCGGUGCCCGUUACUAUGGUGGUAACCAGCACAUCGAUGCCAUCGAGCUUACUUGCCAGGCUCGUGCCCUCAAGGCCUUCAACCUCGACUCCGAGAAGUGGGGUGUCAACGUGCAGUGCCUCAGUGGAAGCCCUGCCAACCUCCAGGUCUACCAGGCUCUCAUGCGCCCCCACGACCGCCUCAUGGGUCUCGACCUCCCCCACGGUGGUCACUUGAGUCACGGUUACCAGACUCCUGCCCGCAAGAUCUCCGCUGUCUCCACCUACUUCGAGACUCUCCCCUACCGUGUCAACCUUGAGACUGGUAUCAUUGACUACGAUACCCUUGAGGCCAACGCCGAGCUCUACCGCCCCAAGAUCCUGGUCGCUGGUACCUCCGCUUACUGCCGUCUCAUUGACUACGAGCGUAUGCGCAAGAUCGCCGACAAGGUUGGCGCCUACCUCGUCGUCGACAUGGCUCACAUCUCCGGUCUGAUCGCCGCCGGUGUUAUCCCCUCUCCCUUCGAGUACGCCGAUGUCGUCACCACCACCACCCACAAGUCCCUCCGUGGUCCCCGUGGUGCCAUGAUCUUCUUCCGCAAGGGUGUCCGCAGCCACGACGCCAAGACCGGCAAGGACAUCAUGUACGACCUUGAGGGUCCCAUCAACUUCUCCGUCUUCCCUGGUCACCAGGGUGGUCCCCACAACCACACCAUCACUGCCCUUGCCGUUGCCCUCAAGCAGGCUGCUUCCCCUGAGUUCAAGCUCUACCAGGAGCAGGUCAUCAAGAACGCCAAGGCCCUUGAGAAUGAGUUCAAGGCUCUGGGCCACAAGCUCGUCUCUGACGGUACCGACAGCCACAUGGUUCUCGUCGAUCUCCGCCCCAAGAGCCUCGACGGUGCCCGUGUUGAGGCUGUCCUCGAGCAGAUCAACAUUGCCUGCAACAAGAACUCCAUCCCCGGUGACAAGUCCGCUCUCACCCCCUGCGGUAUCCGCAUUGGUGCCCCCGCUAUGACCACCCGUGGCAUGUCCGAGGAUGACUUCAAGCGCAUUGCCCGCUACAUUGACCAGUCCAUCAACAUCUGCAAGCAGGUCCAGAGCGAGCUGCCCCAGGGUGCCAACAAGCUCAAGGACUUCAAGGCCAAGGUUGCUUCCGAGACCGUCCCCGAGAUCCUCGAGCUCCGCAAGGAGAUUGCCCAGUGGGCCAGCACCUUCCCCCUCCCCGUCUAA
Aspergillus aculeatus ATCC 16872 is the source of this 1416-nucleotide messenger RNA. Its product is annotated as glycine hydroxymethyltransferase SHM2. The record is from RefSeq and is a predicted model, not a curated record. Gene Ontology annotation, biological process: L-serine catabolic process; tetrahydrofolate interconversion; folic acid metabolic process. The transcript has 4 exons. Gene Ontology annotation, molecular function: cobalt ion binding; zinc ion binding; glycine hydroxymethyltransferase activity. Bases 1 to 1416 code for a protein of 471 amino acids. Gene Ontology annotation, cellular component: cytoplasm. NCBI's taxonomy places the organism in Eukaryota, Fungi, Ascomycota, Eurotiomycetes, Eurotiales, Aspergillaceae.